UCCUGAGGUCAGGAAAAAUAGGCAUGUAGCCUACAUGGUGCUAAAUCAUGUUCAAACAUCAAACAACUUGAAAUAUGUGAAUUUUACGUGGGCUUAUUAGCAAAGAGUGUUUGUAUUUGGGCCCAAUUUGCUUUGCUGACUUCUCUAGUUCUUCUUGGUUAUUCUCAACAUUAUAUGCAAAUAGGCUUACUUCUAGUCGAUUGGGAAAUGGAAGAGGAGGGAGGAGUAAAUGGGUGACAGAAGCUUCAAGGAAGCGGUCAUUACAUCGUCAGAAUCAAACUGACAUAGACAGCGCUUCGGCAGUCUAGCUCACUUUCUCGGUCGGCGACUUGUGGCUGUCUCGUAAGAAGAGUCCCUUCAUAGUUUUUCAUGGACCAGGAGUAGGAACCAGGUGUGCAUUGGGUUAUAGUAGCCUACCUGCACUUACAUUUAGCAGAGUCCACUGUGAUGGGAGAUCAGGAUCUAACAGAGGAGAGUGGGUCAGAGGAACAGGAGGACCAGGAAGACAAGAGCAUCCAUGAAAAUGGCGUUCACAGGUUUUCCCAGCUGUCUGCGAGUGUGCAAGCUGUUGUGCGCAUUCGCCAAAAAUACCAAGCCCUCAAAAAGAGGCGUUUGGAAAUGAGUGCAUCACAGCCCUAUUUCUCCUCUCCACGCACGAGCCCAAAGAUAUUCACCUUCGAUGCCCAGUCGGUCAACAGUCCUCCUGUUAUUCGCAAAAAGAAGAGGAGGAAACGAGGAAAGGUUCUGUAUCCCAGUGAUGGGUACCGUAAAGUUGUGCCCGACCGGGAGCGUAGCCGGGCCAAGAACUGCCUUUUCCUGUUGUGCAUCAUCCUGUUCCUUCAAAUCUACAAUGCCAUCGAGAACCUGGAUGACCACGUGCUGAGGUAUGACCUGGAGGGUCUAGAGAAGGUCCUAAAGAGAGAGGUAUUUGGACAGCAAGAGGUGCGGGAUAAUCUUAUGGAGCAUUUGAAGGAUUACUUAUCCACAUACGUCCAUAGCAAACCUCUGGUGUUGUCCUUGCAUGGCCCAACUGGUGUCGGCAAGAGCCAUUUGGGUCGCCUCCUGACCCAGCAUUUUCGCUACAUGGUUGGGGAACGGCUGGUCCUGCAGUACUUUGCUCUGCACCACUGCCCCUCCAACGAUGAGGUGGUGAGCUGCGCUCAGAGUCUGUCCACUCUCGUCUCCGACAUGGUCACGCAGGCGGAGGACGAGGAGAAGAUCCCCGUCUUCAUCUUCGACGAGGUGGAACACAUGCCGGGCCCACUUCUGGACACACUCUACGAGCUGAUCCGCUCACGCCACAUGAACGAGUACCUCAACGUCAUAUACAUCCUCAUCAGCAACCACGGCCACGAGGAGAUCACCAAGUUUGUGCUGCACAACUCCUCCUCGAGCUUGGCCGGGGACGGCCGUGGGCAUGUCAGCCGAGAGCUGGUGCCUCUGCUGCGGCAUAGCCUGGUGAAACGCCACCUGCUCUGGAAGGAUGCCGAGAUCUUAACACUCACUCUCCUGGAGAAGAGUCACGUCGUUCAGUGCUUUGUGGACGAGAUGUCCAGAGAGGGUUUCUACCCCGACCUUGCACACAUAGAACAACUAGCUGGAGAGAUCUCUUACUAUUUUGUCGGGGGACGGGAGUUUUCUCGCACAGGAUGCAAGCAGGUGGUGGCAAAGGUCAAUUUGCUGUGAGGCUCGAGGGUGCCAUAAGUUAUGGGAAAGUUAGGACGAUUCCAAGAGCCCUGCACUGGCAGAAGGCCCUCAUAGAGCAUAAUAACCAGCAUAAUAGUAAUUAAGGGGCCCAAUUUUAUAUUCUUUCAUAGGAGCCAAAAUUUCUAGUAGCACCCCUGGUAAGACUCGUUGGAAGUAGAAGUUGAGUAGAAUGUAGAAAUGUAUUUGGACAAAAACAAGCCCUGUUGUGAAAACAUCUGCAUUAUACUACACCAGCCAACACACCUAAGGAAGGGGAGAAGAAGGUCGGAAAAAAACAGCGAAGGAAAAAUCAGGGCAACCUCAUUCAUUGUGCUUUUACUCUUGUUAAUGUUUUUUAUAUAUAUUAUUUUUAAUAAUAAAGAGAUGAAUGAUGUUUGUUGAA
Messenger RNA from Alosa sapidissima (American shad), 2089 nucleotides. RefSeq names its product torsin family 4, member Aa (gene tor4aa). Bases 448 to 1686 code for a protein of 412 amino acids. Gene Ontology annotation, molecular function: ATP binding; ATP hydrolysis activity. The transcript has 2 exons. Gene Ontology annotation, cellular component: endoplasmic reticulum lumen; nuclear envelope. The record is from RefSeq and is a predicted model, not a curated record. NCBI's taxonomy places the organism in Eukaryota, Metazoa, Chordata, Actinopteri, Clupeiformes, Clupeidae.